CCGUGUUACUUUGCAGAUGGAAAAAAAUACUGUAAUACUUGUGAAUUCUCCUUUCCUGAAGGAUUUUUUUUAGAUAAUCCAUGGAGUGUACAAGAGCAGCUAGCCAUAUAUCCAGGCUUUCUUGGAUAUACAUUUUUUUGCCAGAUGGCAGUUGAGAAAUCCAAAACUUUUCUGUGUUUUCUGGCCACUCAGCAGAGGAGUAGCUCUGGCCACGUUGCAGACAUUUAGGAAAUCUUCAAUGUGCCUAUGGCACACAUUCUGCAGAGGUGACCCGGCCAUUUGCAGGAGCAGGUGACAUAUUCAGGUCAUGUUGCAUUUGCGCUGUAUGCAAUGACAACACGUAUAUAAACAGCUGUGUGGGAAAUCCUGGCUGUCAAAAUACAUCAACCCUAACCUGACACUGAGUUGUUUGUUUGUUUUUUUUUUUACUGAUACAAGAGAAACUCAAACUGUAAUGGAAACUUUUAUUUCUAUUGUCUAAGUAGAUCAGCUCACCCAGUUUGAUUAAAGUUACAUAUUUUAAAAUCACAUUCUGCUACCUUUCUUCUGUGUCAUGUCUCAGAUUAUCUUUGUUUUCCCUCUUGUUCAUCUACAAGUAUUUGCUGCAGAGCAGCUAACGCCUCUCAUAAAACAUAUUCAAUUCACUCUGUGACAAAGCAGAUUGAAUAGCUUUGCUCUUGAGCCUUCACAAUCCCACAGCUGAUGGGAACAAAUCUGUAAAGGAGAGCUCAGCAGGGUGUGCUGCAGCCAAAGACCACCCAAAUUAGCUGGCAGGCAGUAGGUCUUGGGGUAAGGGAGCAGGAGAGAGGAGCACGAGGCAGGCAGGAGGACAUGACCUAGGAGCUCUCCAAGCUGGGAAACUGGUAAUACUUUACCCUAAUACUUUGGGAUUUGAAGAUAUUUUCCGGUACAGAUGCAAAUCUGUAUUUCUUGUUCCUGUUUCUUUUCUCCUAUCUAUCCUAUUUCUUUUGGAUUAUUCAGUUGCAAUUUCUAGAAAUUGCAUGAUUUCAGAAAAGUAGUAUCCUCAUACUAUGAAUAAAUAUAUUGUAAUUGCAGGAUUUUAGUUUUCACCUACAGUAUAUGGGCAUGCCCAUCCUGUGCAACUGUUUUUAUAAAAAAGUCUGACUUAGCAAUUCAAACCAACUUCUGUUAGAUAGAAACUCUCUUGGCAAGCAAGGAAAUGUGAUUGCAGAGCCUGAAAAUCAAGUGGAAUCUUACAGCAGUGUGUCUGCUUCACUGUGUGGCACAGGACACUCUAGAGCAGGUGUUCUUCACUCCUUACUUGUACAUGGUGGUACCUCUUAGUGACAGCAUUCUCAGCUGCAAAUGAAGAUGCCAAGAAGCUGUCAAACUUCAUACCAUUUUUAAUUCUUCUGAUGUUUUACAUUUUCCUUCCUAAGCAGUAUUAGGUGAAUUAUCCAAGGUUAAUUAUUGUUAAUAGUGUAAUGAAGUAAUUCUGACGCAACAUUAAUACUUCUAUAGCUUAGGUAGGAGGAGACACAGAGGCACGUCCUUUUCUACUAAAUAUCCAAAUGUUUUUUCAGUUGAAAAAAAGAAAAAGUAUAUUGGUAGGAUCAUUAGUAGGAUGAUUCCUUCAUGUGUCAUUUAAUUACAGGGGAAGCACAGAAAACAAAAUGAUUUGUUUUAUUCAAUGCUUUCUGUAAACUACAAUAGACUAAGCUUUUGUACUUAUGUUAAACUAUAAACUGCUGAUGUAUAUCUUAGCAAUAAAACCUUUCUUUCAAAAAAAAAAGACUGUCCUCAAAAGCUGUUUCAGCCUAAUUGUAUGAUCCCAACUACGUGUGUGCUUUAAUAACAAAAAACUGGAACUUCUGCCUAAACUGCUGUAUGAUGUACUACUGGUGCUCCCCCAUGCAAAAUAAUUCCUCCUUUUGUUCUUCUUUUUUCAUAGAUUUGGCUCUGGGUUUGUGUUCUGGAGACGGGAUCUGUGCACGGAAUAGAACACUUUAUUGUGAGGUUUCAGGUGCUGUUUUUGGGCUCAUGCCAUCAUAUCUACCAGGCCUUCAGUGGGGCCAAAUCCCUCCUUCUCCCUUCUCCCCUAUGGACGGGACUUCUAAUGAAACGAGCCUGAGGCCUUCUAAACCUGCAGGAAGCCAGUACCAGCCCUACAUUGGCCUGGCUCUGGCAGUCAGUUCCAACAUCUUCAUUGGAUCCAGCUUCAUCCUGAAGAAGAAGGGCCUCCUGAAGCUGGCCACCAAAGGAGUUCCCCGUGCUGGGCAUGGUGGGUAUUCCUACUUGAAAGAAUGGCUUUGGUGGGCUGGACUGCUGUCAAUGGGAUUGGGAGAAGCUGCAAACUCUGCUGCUUAUGCCUUCGCACCAGCAACCUUAGUUACCCCUUUGGGUGCACUGAGUGUUCUCAUAAGUGCUAUAUUGUCAUCCUACUUUCUGAAGGAGAAGCUGAAUAUUCACGGCAAGUUGGGCUGUGUUCUGAGUGCUUUGGGUUCUACAGUCAUGGUUAUUCAUGCCCCAGAGGAGGAGGAGAUCACCUCACUGGAUGAGAUGGAAAUAAAACUGCAAGAUCCAGUGUUUGUUGCGUUUGCUGUUCUCCUAAUAUCUGUUGUCCUCGUGUUGAUUUUCAUUGCGGCUCCACGGAGAGGUCAAACAAAUAUACUGAUCUACGUUUUAAUUUGUUCACUUAUUGGUGCCUUCUCUGUGUCAUCUGUCAAAGGCCUGGGCAUUGCCAUUAAAGAAAUGCUGGAGUGGAAGCCAGUUUAUCGACAUCCCCUGGUUUAUGUUUUGGUGGGAAUCCUAUUGCUCUCAGUCAGCACCCAGAUCAAUUAUCUCAACAAAGCACUGGACACAUUUAACACAUCUCUAGUGACACCUAUUUAUUACGUGUGUUUCACCACGACAGUGGUGACAUGUUCCAUCAUCCUGUUCAAGGAAUGGAGUGGUAUGGACCUGGAUGACAUCCUUGGGACCCUCAGUGGAUUCUGCAGUAUAAUAAUCGGAAUUUUUCUAUUACAUGCUUUCAAAAACAUUGAUAUCACCUGGAGCCAGUUGAUGUCCAGCGUUACAAAAGAAUCAUCAUUGCCACACUGCGAGUAUGAAACCUCUCACACUUUACUGGAAAGCAUGGAAGACCCAGCUGUGUUGUAUGGGGAAGACAAUGUUUUAUUCAGCCAAUGAAACUCUCAAGUGACAGUUUCUCGUUCCACUGUCAUGAACUGCAGACUUACCUGUAUCUACCAGACCACUCUUCGUCACUGCUACCCUCUGGAAAACUGCCUGUAAAGGCACGCUCCUCUGUGUGCCAGAUGUUGGUAAUAAUGAAUUAAAAUGUUCAAUAAUUGACAUGAGGGACAGAAACCUGGUGGUUAUAAUAUGUCAAGAAGUGAACAACUUUGUCUAUUUUUUAUGCAACAUCUCCUAUUGGAGAAUUUUAGCAAGAAAGGGUUUUUUCCCACAUCUUGGGCUGUUCAGGGUGAUGCCUGCCAGAGAUUUAGCAAGAGAGCUGGAUUAUUAAAAAUGACUUCUGAUCAGCUGAGAUAUAUAUGCCAAGCAGAAUCUCUUCAUACAGCAGGCUGUGUAAUGUGCAAGCAGUAGAGUAACUGUUGACACUUCAGGUUCCAUUGUUCUGUGAACAGAAAGCUCACAAUUUUUCUGUAGGAACAAAACGGUUGCUACUGCUUGCAGCACGCUUGCACACAUGCUUGUGUUGUGCCAAGUUUAAUCCUGAUGCCAAAGCCAUGCACUUCCUUUCUGAAAGGUGUUCAUGAAACUUCUUACUUGUUAAUGACUUUUAUUUUAGUGAGGAUUUAGAAGCUAUCAAAACCUGAGAAGUGGCUCUAGGGAUACUUGAAGUUAUUUCUAAACUGCAAGCAUCUUUUUUUUCCACUUGAAUAGGUUUGUAAUUGACAUACGUACAGGAGGAAGUAGCAAUUGUACCAAUCACCUAGACAUUAUUUCUAAAUCCUUGAUUAGAUGAAGCAGGAAUUCUGUAUUUCCUACUAGACCUGCUUAUCUACUUUUAUGUGUAAAUAACAUCUACUAGGAAAAUAAUGUUAUUUUCUUGCAAUAUCAGAAAAUCAAAGUUGAUGCUUAUUUCCAUGGUGUACAAGAACUCAAAAAUGUUACAAAGUAAAUUAUUAUCUUUUGUAUAAAAGCUUUUACUAGAGAUAUUAUUUUUGAAACUGUUCAUAUUUACUAAAUGAUUUGGAAGAAGUUUAAUUUUUACUGAAAUUAUGCUAUUAUUUUUCUUGUAAUAAAUUAUACAUGGUUUACGUA
This is a messenger RNA of Centrocercus urophasianus (Greater sage-grouse), 4248 nucleotides long. It is a transcript of the gene NIPAL1, whose product is annotated as NIPA like domain containing 1. The transcript is spliced from 6 exons. The record is from RefSeq and is a predicted model, not a curated record. Gene Ontology annotation, molecular function: magnesium ion transmembrane transporter activity. The coding region runs from base 1849 to 3150 and encodes 433 amino acids. Lineage: Eukaryota; Metazoa; Chordata; Aves; Galliformes; Phasianidae. Gene Ontology annotation, cellular component: membrane. Gene Ontology annotation, biological process: magnesium ion transport.